Molecule: messenger RNA, 144 nt
Organism: Anisakis simplex (herring worm)
Lineage: Eukaryota; Metazoa; Nematoda; Chromadorea; Rhabditida; Anisakidae
Source: the annotation of a GenBank genome assembly
AUGGAGGAUUUAUUCUUUAACUACGAUGACGACACUAACGACAACUUACCUGCUAACGACGACAGUGACCAACUAACAGAUAACAACGAUAUUAACAUGUCCCAGCCAGAAGAGGGGCCUGCGCAGCCCCGUUACAAUUUGUGA